AUGUAGAUUUUAUUAGCUUUUUAUUGGUUUUACUUCUCAUACAAGCUUAAAUAUAAUAAGAUUACCUUCACACUUUAUGAGUUAGAAAUGAUAAUGACUAAAAAAGUAAAAGGCCCUGGAUAAAGCCAUAAGCAAAAAUAACUUAAAAAGGGAGUUAGAUAAGACGGCGUUGUUGAAGAUUAAGCCUCAAAUGCUGGUAAUGAUGCUUAAAAUAUGUAAUAGAAGAUUAUUAAAAAUGUAGUAAAUGAUGUAGAUUAGCUUUUUAGUAUUAACUCAGAAAGUACUGAAAAAUAAGAGCAAAAAGAUGAUAAAAUUUAAAAGAUGAGAGAAGAAAAAAUAAAAGAAUUAAUGCAACAAUAAAAAAAUUUAGGAGAAAGUUUAGACUUUGUCAUAAAUCUUCGUAGAAAAUCUCAAUAAGAUAUAGAAAACUAAAUCCAUAAUAUAAGUUUUUCACAAAAAGAUGAAGAUUUUGUAAAUAAAGUAGAUAGUAAAAUUGACGAUAACAACAAUACCAAUUACAUGUUUACAGAUAAUUUAAGCUAUUUAAAUCAAAACAACAUGAGUUUUAAUCUAGAUACAUAGAAUGUAAUAAGGUAAGAUGAUGACUAUGAUAAUACUAUUUUGCCAUUCUAGCCAACUCAAACAAGAUUUUAUGAAAAUCCUGAAAUGAAUAAUACUGUGCAUAACUUUUCCUAUACUAAUGAAGUCAAUGACCAUGAAAUUUCAAUGCACGAAAUAUCUCCUACUUAAAAUAAUGAAUAAUAAAAAUAAUAAACAGAUAAUAAUUGA
Molecule: messenger RNA, 789 nt
Organism: Tetrahymena thermophila SB210
Lineage: Eukaryota; Ciliophora; Oligohymenophorea; Hymenostomatida; Tetrahymenidae
Exons: 1
Source: RefSeq, a predicted model, not a curated record